GACCAGACAACUCCCGAAGUUUAGCCGGUCUCCUCCCCACCGCAACUUCUGGACCGCCAUCCAACCUGCCUCCUUCGAGCCCCUUCACCGGCCCCAACUCCACUGCUGCCAGCUGCGACUCUCCGACUGCUGCAAAUCCACGCCGUUUCCCACUCUCUGACGACGGUCGGCCCGACCAUCCAGCCUACCGCCUGGCAGAACUCCGGCAAUCGGUGGGUGGUUUCGGGUAAACCCCGCGUGCCUGCGAAGAUGGGGGGCAAGAAGAAGUGGGCAAGAAGGGUGGGCGUUGGGGCAAUGGUAUAAAGGAAGAGGAGGAGAGCCCCCUGGUGGAUGGUUUCUUUGGAAAGAAAAUCUCGCCACGGUUGGAUUUUGCAUACACAAUCAUGGGCGACGCUGGGAUUCCUCAAGACGUCGACACUGCGGCCGUUCUGGCUUGCUUGACUUUGGAGGAGAAGAUCUCUCUCCUGGCAGGUGCCGAUUUCUGGCAGACCGUUCCCAUCCCCGAGAAGGGCGUGCCUUCCGUCAAGGUCUCUGACGGCCCCAACGGCGCCAGAGGAGCUGCCUUUAAGGGCGGGCCGACCGCUGCCUGUUUCCCUGCGUCGGUUCUCCUGGCGGCCACCUGGGAUGUCGAUGCGGCCAAGGCUGUUGGAAAUGCGUUGGCAGAUGAGGCGCGCAGUAAGGGCGCUCGGGCACUGCUCGCUCCCACCGUCUGCCCACACCGACACCCACUUGGAGGUCGCAACUUCGAGUCGUUCUCCGAGGAUCCGCUGCUGGCAGGCAGGAUGGCCGCCCAGUACGUGCAAGGACUGCAGGAGAAGGGAGUCGCGGCGACGAUCAAACACUUUGCCGCCAACGAGCAGGAGACCUCGCGCUUCACGGUCGAUGCGACCGUGCCGGAACGCGCCCUGCGGGAGAUCUACCUCAAGCCCUUUGAGAUCGCCGUCAAGGAGGCCCAGCCGUGGGCCAUCAUGACCUCGUACAACCUGCUCAACGGCCACCACGCCGACUCAAACGAGUACCUGCUGCAGCGCGUGCUGCGCGGCGACUGGGGCUGGAAGGGCCUCGUCAUGAGCGACUGGGGUGGCACCAACUCCACCAUCGAGGCGCUGCAGGCCGGCCUGGACCUCGAGAUGCCGGGGCCGACCCGCGCCCGGGCGGUUGCCCAGGUGGCGGACGCCGUGCGCUCCGGCCAGCUCGCCGAGGAGGUGAUUGACCAGCGUGCGCUGAACGUCCUCGACUUCCUCAAGCGUCUGAACUGCUUCGUCGACCCGACCAUUCCAGACGAGCAGGCCAUCAACCGCCCGGACCACCAGGCCCUGAUCCGCGCCGUGGGCUCGCAGGGAAUCGUCCUGUUGAAGAACAAGGACCAGGUCUUGCCUAUCCGUCCGGAGAAGCUGCCCAAAAAGAAGAUCGCCCUGCUGGGGUUUGCCCGCGAGGCCCUCAUCCACGGCGGUGGCAGCGCCUCGGUCAACGCCCACUACCGCGUCACUCCCGAGGAGGGCUUGAAGGCUGCUUUGGGUGACGAGGUGGAGUUUGUCUACUCGAAAGGAGCACACACCUUCCGCCAGCUCCCCGUGCUCAAGGACAACGUGGUUGACGAGAAGGGCCAGCCUGGUUGGACUCUGCGGCUGACAGUGGCCGGCAGCACUGCACCGACCGAGACCAACGUCGCCGAGUCAACGUACACACCUGUCUUCAUCAAGGAGACGUACGAUGACUGCCGGGCAACGGCACACUUCACGCCGACCGUGACGGGAACGCACUACCUGGCGAUGAGCGGACUGGGGCGGUCGAAGCUGUUCAUUGACGGCAAGGAAGUGUACGAGCAGGACUUCAACUGCCCGGAUGCCAUGGCGUUCAUGCUGGGCGGGUUCAAGGAGCCCGAGACGCGCUUCCGGUUCGAGGCUGGGCAGACGUACAAGAUCGAGAUCCACACUGAACGGCCAACGGAAGAUAGCGGCUUCGCCCUGUUCGACGGCUACCUGGGCUUCCGGUUCGGGUUCAUGACCGAGGAAGACCACGACCGUGACCUGCUCACCGAGGCGGUGCAGGUCGCGCGCGAGGCCGACUUGGCGAUCGUCUUCACGGGCCACACACCCGACUGGGAAACCGAGGGCCAGGACCAGCACAGCUUCCACCUGCCGUCUGACGGGUCUCUAGACCGGCUCAUCGAGGCCGUCAGCGCGGUGAACGCCCAGACCGUUGUCGUCAACAGCACGGGCGUUGCCGUCGCGAUGCCCUGGCUGGACAACGUGCAGGCUGUCGUCCAAGCCUGGUUCACAGGCCAGGAGGCUGGAAACGCCAUCGCCGACGUGCUGACGGGCGCCGUCAACCCGUCUGGCCGGCUGCCUGUCUCUUUCCCGUACGCGCUCGAGGACGCCCCCGCGUACGGGAACUUCCCUGGUGAGGUCAUCGACGGCCAGCUGCGCGUCACCUAUGAAGAGGGCGUCUUCAUGGGAUACCGACACUACGACCGCAACGAGACCACCCGCGCGACGGUGCUCUUCCCCUUUGGCUAUGGGCUGUCCUACACCGAGUUCGCCUGGUCGGAUACCGCCGUGGCCCGCCAACUCGACGACGGCGCCAUCGAGGUGUCCGUCGAGGUCACCAACACGGGCGCCCGAGCCGGCACAGAGACAGUCCAGGUAUAUGCUGGCUCCACUGUCACGCAAACCGAACAGCCCGUCAAGGAGCUCAUGGGCUUCACCAAGGUUCCUCUCCAGCCGGGGGAGACCAAGACGGCCGUCGUGCGCUUCUCGACGACUCAGCUGGCUCAUUUCGACGAGACGACUGCCCGCUGGCAGCUCUCUGGUGGCGAAUAUACCCUCUCCGUCGGCAAGUCGGUGCGCGAUAUCGUCGCCACGGCUGGGGUGUCUGUCGAGGCCAACUCGUGGCUGCCAUGAUUAUGUAUAGAUAGAUAUGACCUAGAUUUCUGCAAGCUUGUUUAGCAUCAAUAUAUCUGCAUUGUAAAUAGAAUACGAUGCUUGGAAAUAUACAUUUUAGAGAAAUAUAAGACAACAAUAUCCACUU
Penicilliopsis zonata CBS 506.65 is the source of this 3030-nucleotide messenger RNA. RefSeq lists its product as hypothetical. Lineage: Eukaryota; Fungi; Ascomycota; Eurotiomycetes; Eurotiales; Aspergillaceae. Bases 384 to 2903 code for a protein of 839 amino acids. The transcript has 4 exons. The record is from RefSeq and is a predicted model, not a curated record. Gene Ontology annotation, molecular function: beta-glucosidase activity. Gene Ontology annotation, biological process: glucan catabolic process.